Molecule: messenger RNA, 1339 nt
Organism: Aureobasidium subglaciale EXF-2481
Lineage: Eukaryota; Fungi; Ascomycota; Dothideomycetes; Dothideales; Saccotheciaceae
Exons: 1
Coding region: 212-1276 (354 amino acids)
Source: RefSeq, a predicted model, not a curated record
AGAGGUAGGGCAAGGUAUCAUAUCCACGUUUGAUGUGAGUAAGGCAGCCACCAUCACAUAAAGUCUGUAGCAUGCCCUGAGUGUCUCGUCCUUCUCAUCUUCCAAUCCCCACUCUGUCUUGACCUCCCUUCCUCCUUCACCAGAAUCGAAUUUCAGCAACCUUACCCUUCGUACUUCUCCAAAACGCAGUCAGCAACACACAAUCGCCAUCAUGCCUGUCCCUGUCCUCAGCCAGCCACCCGGUAAACCCGACUCCAGCUAUGUAAUCCCCGUCUUCGGCGGCGAGCUCUGGACAAUCCCAACCUCAAACUCCGUCAUGCGCAUGCUCGUCACAGAAAAAGAAUCAAAAGGCGACUUUGCCGUAGUCUCCACAGGCGGCCAACAAGACAAUCCCAUCGGCUUCCACUACCACCGCGAAGCCCACGAUGUCUUUCUCUGCUUAAAGGGCAGCAUGAAUGUUUGGGCCAACGACUCUGCACGCACACUGCUUCCGGGUGACUUUGCUUCUGUGCCGCCUAAUGUGGUGCAUCAAUACCAAAUCCUGGGCUCGCACACCGAGUUUGCUGGAUUAAUUGUUCCUGGAGGUUGGGAAGAAUUCUUCAGAUUCAUCGGAGAGCCUUUUGCUUCUUCGCCAAUGGGUCCUUUGUUCCCUACCCGCGAUCGCAGAAAUCCCAUGGAGGUCUUGGUGCCCAAGCUUAUCGCCGCGACUGAAAAGUUCGACAUGAUCCCAAAGCGCGAUCAUAAAGGUGCUGAACCUACCCUUUGCACAAAAGACGAUGACAAACUCUCAAAUUCGGCAACAACACCGUACUUCCUCAAGGCAGAUGCUGGACCUAGAUAUGCUUCUGCUGGCUUACUGGUGAAGCCACUGUGUCAGAAGGCUGAUUCGAACGACAAGUUCAGUAUUGCAAGGAUUGAAGGAUCAGAGACGAUCAAAUCCCAGUACCUGGCUUACAAAACCUUGACGUUCGCAACUUCGCAUCAUUGCUUCUUGGUCGACAUGGGUUCUUUCCGUUUGACUGUUAAUGGUCAAGGCUCCACCAUCAGUGCCGGCGAGACCAUCUUUGUUCCUGCUGGGCAAGAGUUCACUCUUGAGGUUGCAAGUAGAUACUCUGCUCUCUACGUCUUUACCAACGGAGGUGGUUUAGUAGAACUGUUGGUCGGUAUGGGCAAGGAAUACCAAAGCCAGAUCAUUGCCGAAGAGUUCCCCACUGAGAAUGAUGAAGUCGAUGGAUUGGCCGACAAGGUCGGUGUCAAAAUUGGAGAACCUUUGUAGAGAUGUGAUUAAAUUGAACCAAUGAAGUCAUAACAACAAAAAAAAUUCGAGUACCAUGGCCAC